This is a messenger RNA of Nicotiana attenuata, 720 nucleotides long. Its product is annotated as protein RESPONSE TO LOW SULFUR 3-like. The coding region runs from base 102 to 452 and encodes 116 amino acids. The transcript has a single exon. The record is from RefSeq and is a predicted model, not a curated record. Gene Ontology annotation, biological process: cellular oxidant detoxification. NCBI's taxonomy places the organism in Eukaryota, Viridiplantae, Streptophyta, Magnoliopsida, Solanales, Solanaceae.
ACUUCAACACCAUAGUCUUUUGCAUCAGUUCCAAAUCACAAAACAAAAGCAAUCUUUGCUCCCGACUUUUUUGGAGGAGCAACUUCAUUCAAGAAUAUAGAAUGGCUCCGAGUAUAGCACUGCCCUUCUCCGCCCAAUCAACAUCCUACCAACGCGAGGUCUCCGCCGUGCCGGAGGCGGAGGUUCUUCGGAGAAGAAAUGAGGAGUUGGAGAAAGAAUUGAAGAAGAGUUUGGAGAGGGAGGAGAAAAUGAAACAAGAGCUGAAAAAGACAUGGGAAAGGCUGAAGGUGGCGGAGGAAGCUGAGGAGCGGCUUUGCUCUCAGCUAGGGGAGCUUGAAGCCGAGGCUGUGAACCAAUCUCGGGCUUACAGGACACGUGUAAUCAAUUUAAUGGAACAACUUUCUGUAGCACAAAAACUUCUCCAAUCAACUUCCAUUUCCAUUCCCGGUUAGAUCUCAAACCAAACCGAUUACAAAACCACUAAGUUUGGUUUGGUUUGGUUUGGUAUUGAGUAAAAACAUUCAAUCAAACCGAUAUAUUAGUAUAUAAUUUUAAGAUUUUAUAUAGAAUUCUCUGGCGGGAUAUAAUAUUUAAUAGCAUAUGAAGUGCUCUGUAUUUAUUAAUCUUAAAUAAUGGGUUGUAUGAUAACUUUCUCAUCAAGUGUUAUUGAUCUUUGUUCUUCCAUAUACUCGUAUCAUAUGUUAAGAUCUAUUAAUCUUA